AUGUCCUCGAGCAAUUUUGAUUCUCAGGACUUAUCCAUCAAAGAUCAGUACCGACGACUUGGCAGAGCCAUCAAAGCCGAUAGUCGAUUCUGUUGGUGGACAGGCUACUGUCUACUUUUGGUUUUUGGAUGGGGCUAUGACAAUGGUCUAUCUGGCGUAGCUAUCGCAUUUCCGGCAUUCCGAGAGAGUUAUGGUCAUUACUAUCCCGAAGCAACGACUUCUGGAGAAGAGUAUGUCAUUCCAGCCCUCUGGCAAUCUCUCUGGAAUGCAGCAUCGACUAUUGGACAGGUCUUUGGUGGAUACGCAGCAGGCCAAUUCGCAGAUACAUUCGGACGCAAAGCCAUUCUGUACCUUGCUGUUUUCCUCUCUUUGGCAUCCAGCUUCGCCUUGGUGUUUGCACCGAAUCUCCCAAUUCUCUUCGUGUCGAAGCUGCUUCUUGGCCUUUCCAUUGGUCUAUCAACCGCAACCCCACCUCUUUACGUGACGGAAAACGCGCCCGCCCAUCUGAGGUCUACUGUGGCGUCACUGACGAACGUCAUCAUCGUUCUUGGCUUCUUCAUGUCGUCGAUCACUGGCUUUGGCUCGUCUCAUAUCCAGGGUGUAUGGUCAUACCGCCUGGCCUUCGUUCUAACUUUUCUGAUUCCUGGUAUCUACCUCAUCGGACUGCCAUUUUUCCCUGAAUCUCCCGUUUGGUAUAUGAAGAAAGACCGCGAAGAGGACGCCCGCAAAGCGCUCGUGAAGCUGUAUGGUUCAAAAGUCGACAUUGAAGGGCGUCUACAAAUGAUCCGCGACGAGCUGAAGCAGAAUGAAGCACCAACGGAUGGUAUCUCUCAGACUAGCUGGAAGGCAAUCUUUUCUAGGGAGAACCGUAUCCGUACCUUCGUUGCAGUCCUCGGUCUUCAAGUCCAGAACUUCUCCGGUGGAUACUUUGCAAACACGUAUCAAACAUACUAUUUUGGUUUGAUUGGGGCCAAGGAUCCCUUCCAACUCACAGCCAUCUCCUCAACCCUCCAGUUUGUGGCCAAUUGUGCAGCAGUCGUUGUUGCAGAUGUCGUUCCGCGCCGAAAAGGCCUUAUCGGAGGUGGCACAAUUCUCCUAUUCUGGUCAGUCAUCAUUGCCGGUACUUCUUUGGCACCAAAAGACAACCAUGUCGCAAACGUGGUGAAUCUCGCUUUCAUGAUUACCUGGUCCAUGGGAUACACUGCGACAGUUGGAUGUUACGGAUGGGCGGUUGCCGCCGAGACCUCGUCACAAGCCACGAGACCGAAGACAAUCUCAUUUGUCCUUGUCUGUCAACAACUCACAGCGCUUCUACUUUCCAGCGUCUUUCCCUUCUUCAUCAAUCCUGACCAGCUGAAUUGGGGUGGCAAGGUCAUGUUCCUUUUUGUAGGCGCUGAGAUCUUCAUCCUUGCUGCACUAUUCUGGUUCCAAGGCGAGACCAAAAAUCGUACGAAUACUGAGAUGGAUGCACUCUAUGCCUCUGGCGUCCCGAAGUGGCGAUUCACGCAGUAUAGAGUAGUUGACAGUCAUGUUGAGUUGAAGGAGAAGACCAAGGGGAGUCUGGUUGGCCGGAUGCUCCGCAAGGCAUAG
Molecule: messenger RNA, 1590 nt
Organism: Pseudovirgaria hyperparasitica
Lineage: Eukaryota; Fungi; Ascomycota; Dothideomycetes; Acrospermales; Acrospermaceae
Product: general substrate transporter
Exons: 1
Coding region: 1-1590 (529 amino acids)
Biological process (GO): transmembrane transport; carbohydrate transport
Cellular component (GO): membrane
Molecular function (GO): carbohydrate:proton symporter activity
Source: RefSeq, a predicted model, not a curated record